AUGAAAUACGUGGAGAGCGUCCAGCGCGAGAGAGAGCUCAAUGAGGAAAAAGCAUUAGAGAGGAAGGUUUUUCACGCUGAUGAAGACGAUGGGGAGGUGGAAGUCCCCCAGAUUUGCCCCUUCCUCCUUAACGAUCGAUGUGUUGAUGGCGAAGAAGGACGCUGCCAACGUUUACACGCUACCACGUCUUACCAUUGGCAAGUUAGGCAUCCGGAGACAGGCAAGUGGAUCAACUUAAGCAAAAUCCAGUCCUUUGAGCUGGAGAAGCAUUUUGCUGAUCCAAUAAAUCAUACUCCUUCUUCCUGGCUUUCGAUUGGUGCUAGCCCCGUGUCAUCUGGCCUCCUAUUGGCUGAGCUGCGGCUGUUCAAAGCCAACCUGACUGGUAGUGAGAGGAAGGUCCGACGUCGCCCUGCUCCCCCGAAAUCAUCACCUGCUCCCAUUGAUGCUCCCAUGUAUAAGCAGUUCCCAUCCCAUUGGAUCCCAAUGAGUGAUACAGAGACUUGCAGGAUGGUUGCCAUCGAUUCCAAUUCUCAGGAAUACCGAAAAAUUGCAUCCCUCAUAACUUGUUUUAACAUUCGACAAAUCACAAGGGUCCAGAAUCCGUAUUUGUGGGAGAUGUACCAAAACAAGAAGUCGCAAUUAUUGAGAGAACAACCCACAGCAGUGAACGAGAUGGAUCUCUUCCAUGGAACAUCAUCCAUCAAUAUUAUUUCCAUCUGUCUGCGGAACUUUGAUUGGAGACUACAUGGAAGUGCCAAUGGAUCGGCAUUUGGCAAGGGGGUCUAUUUCACUUCGAAUCCUCAAACUGCAGCCGGUUACUGCAGAGGAGGAGGUUGCAUUUUUGUCGUCAAGGUUCUAGUGGGAAAUUCCACUGUUGGCAACCAGUUCAUGACUCAUCCUCCAGCAGGAUUUCAUUCCACUACUGACAGUAGCGGUCGCAUUAUUGUCAAGUAUCAUGAUCAGGAUUACUAUCCUUUGUACGUAGUUGAAUCCUGAAGGGAAGCUCAAAUUUUGAAUUCAUUCCUGAUGAAGACCAGGACGGGAAAUGGGUGCUGGUUGCCUUUGUUACCGAUGUCAACUGAAUAUUUCAAUUUGCAAUUUUAAAUUUGUCGAUACCCAGAGUAUUUGAUGAUAUUUGCAGAAAUUUCAUGGAUGAAAGAUGGCU
Darwinula stevensoni is the source of this 1165-nucleotide messenger RNA. NCBI's taxonomy places the organism in Eukaryota, Metazoa, Arthropoda, Ostracoda, Podocopida, Darwinulidae. The record is from the annotation of a GenBank genome assembly.